Drosophila sechellia is the source of this 2139-nucleotide messenger RNA. It is a transcript of the gene wap, whose product is annotated as DDB1 and CUL4 associated factor wap. The record is from RefSeq and is a predicted model, not a curated record. Gene Ontology annotation, molecular function: protein binding. NCBI's taxonomy places the organism in Eukaryota, Metazoa, Arthropoda, Insecta, Diptera, Drosophilidae. The transcript has 5 exons. Bases 740 to 1771 code for a protein of 343 amino acids.
UAUGUGCGCGGUCACUCUGUUUUUGUGUGAAAAUUCUGUCGAAAAGAAUCUGUUAAAAGUUCUUUGAACACUAAUUCCUUGCACCUCCUGAGACCGAAUUCGUGCUGCUUCAGAAAACUGUGAUUGGAAUGGAAACUUAACCAAACUAUAAGGUAGAACCGGGGCAGAUUGCGCAUCACAGGACCGCACAAACGAAUUGUCGCGUCGCAUUACAUUUUAGUGUUGCCACCUUAUACGGAGUGCCGGGCACAAUUCCACUUGCUAUCCAAACAGACGCGUUGCGGCCGCGAUGUGCACGCCGUUGAAUUGAUUCCCUCGCCCUUUUGAUUGAGCACAGUUCGAAUACUCCGAUCGGUGUCCUCCAGACUUCAACGACGGCAAGCGGUCGGACAAACUAAUCGGAAAACGGGCGACCUGGCAAUACUGACAGGGCACAUAAUGAUGUGAAUCUCGGAAAAGAGGAAAGCUACAGGAAAAGCAAGCCGGUAAAGUGCGCAAAUGCGAGUGGCAAGCAAAGACCUUUGUUUCCCAUUCCAUGAAGUUUUUUUUGAGUUGUCCGCUGCUGUGAGUGGUCAUUAUCAGCCAUCAUCAUAAUUGUCAUUAUCAUCACCAACGGAGCUCGUCGUUAUUAGGCCAGCCACCAGCUAAACGGCCUUGAGAAAACUCACAAGCGCCUGGCCAUCCAAGUCUUGAACUUCGUCUUGGUCUGGAUAUCCGUAUCCAAUCACACAGUUCAGUUAUGUCCUCGACUGCAGGAAAGCGCAAGGAGAUCUACAAAUAUCUCGCGCCAUGGCCACUGUACUCCAUGAACUGGAGUGUAAGGCCGGACAAGCGAUUCCGGCUCGCACUAGGCAGCUUCAUCGAGGAGUACAACAACAAAGUACAGAUUAUCAGCCUGGACGAGGACACCAGCGAAUUUAGUGCCAAGAGCACCUUUGACCAUCCAUAUCCGACAACCAAGAUCAUGUGGAUCCCGGACUCCAAGGGUGUCUAUCCGGAUCUGUUGGCCACCAGUGGCGACUACUUGCGGGUGUGGCGUGCCGGGGAACCGGACACGCGGCUCGAGUGCGUACUAAAUAACAACAAGAACAGCGACUUUUGCGCUCCCCUCACUUCGUUUGAUUGGAACGAGGUUGAUCCCAAUCUGGUGGGAACCUCGUCGAUAGACACAACCUGCACUAUCUGGGGACUGGAGACCGGACAGCCGCACGCUCGCGUCUAUGUGGCAGGACACGUAAAAACGCAACUGAUUGCCCACGACAAGGAAGUAUACGACAUUGCUUUUUCCCGGGCUGGCGGCGGUCGGGACAUGUUUGCCUCGGUGGGAGCUGACGGGUCGGUGCGCAUGUUUGAUUUGCGGCACUUGGAGCACUCGACCAUUAUAUAUGAGGAUCCUGCUCACACGGCGCUGCUGCGCUUGGCCUGGAACAAACAGGACCCGAACUACUUAGCCACCGUUGCCAUGGACUCGUGCGAAGUAAUAAUUUUAGAUGUUCGUGUUCCUUGUACACCCGUUGCAAGACUGAGCAAUCACAGAGCGUGCGUCAACGGUAUUGCGUGGGCGCCGCAUAGUUCCUGUCACAUCUGCACUGCCGGUGAUGAUCACCAAGCACUGAUCUGGGAUAUACAACAAAUGCCACGUGCAAUCGAGGAUCCAAUUUUAGCCUAUACAGCUGCCGAGGGCGAAGUCAAUCAGAUUCAGUGGGGCGCCACACAACCCGACUGGAUAGCCAUUUGCUAUAACAAAGCGUGCGAGAUCCUGCGGGUCUAAGAGUCAUUUUUUGGUCUGGUCCUUGCUGAAGCACCUUGCUGCAAUUGCUGAACAACGCACAGUCGACAAAGACACAAGUCAGAAAAACACACACCACCCACAAAGAAACAUACAUUUGCUGUUGGUAACUUGGAGGCGGAAAGCAUUGAGCUUAAGUUGGAUUAGUUCUGUCAACACGCGUCCGCAGUUUGUUUAAUUUUACUGUCUGUCGAGAGAGCGAAAACGUAAAGGGAAAGAGGAAGAGAAAGGGCUUAAAAGAAAGAGAUGAGUUUGAGGGAAAGAGAAAAGGACGGAGCACUUAUUCUAGAAUUCAUAGCUGAGUUGAUUUAACAAGUAUGUAAUUAUAUAAGGUAUAACCAAAAUAUGUA